Molecule: messenger RNA, 639 nt
Organism: Gregarina niphandrodes
Lineage: Eukaryota; Apicomplexa; Conoidasida; Eugregarinorida; Gregarinidae
Exons: 3
Coding region: 1-639 (212 amino acids)
Source: RefSeq, a predicted model, not a curated record
AUGCCAGCGGACGGAGAAGACAAAAUCGGAGUGGCUUGCAGCUGUAUUCUCUCGAUCUUUAAGAACGCUAGCCACAGCAGCUCGGAAGAAAUUCGUCAGCUGAAACAGGAAAAUGAAGACCUGCAGAAAAAACUUUCUGUCUGUCAGAAAAAGAAUCAACAACAAGCAGUAGAAAUAGCGGACAGCAACCGUCGAAUGAAGGACAUUCGAGAUGAGUUGCAAACCGCGAAGGACGCGCUGAAACGAGCUCAGACUCGCAACGAGCAGCUGGAAAAGCUACGCGAAACGAUACUGCGGUCAGCUCAAGAUCCUUCGCUGGGAGUUGAAGACUGUCGGUACGGUGGAGAUCCCGUCAUGACGCAUAUGGAGCCGGCGCCGAAAAAUUUGAUAGGCAAAGGCACAAAGAGUGACGCGUUUGCAAAGGCGCUGUUCGGCAAGAUAAAAAAACGCAAGCCACAUAACGAGUGGAUGACGAUUGUUGAGAUAAUCAAUGACAUUACGAAAAGGAAAGUGCCGACAAACGAAGGCUCUGCAAAAGUCCUAGAGUUGCUUGGUCUUGAGAACCAAGAUCUACAAGAAGAAUUCGCCCGGUUGGUGGAGCGCUUCGAAGCAAACGAUAGUGUCAGUGAGAUCUGCUAA